CGUAUAUUGCGCCGAUUGCGUGUCCUUGACGCAACAACAAUCCCCGUCAAUACAGCUCAAAUCUGUUUAUCGCGGAGUGGAUAUUUUGCUAGCCUGAUAAUUUCUCACAAACAGUGCCGGAUUUGGGCUAUUAUGGCGUCUUUGGGGGAACCUGUUCGACUGGAAAGAGACAUUUCUCGGGCCAUUGAAUUGCUUGACAAGCUCCAGAGGACGGGGGAAGUGCCACCCCAGAAACUGCAGGCACUGCAAAGGGUCUUGCAGAGCGAGUUCUGUAAUGCUGUGCGAGAGGUGUAUGAACAUGUGUAUGAGACAGUGGACAUUAACAGUAGCCCAGAAGUCAGGGCAAAUGCCACAGCCAAGGCCACUGUUGCAGCGUUUGCAGCCAGUGAGGGGCACUCACACCCUCGCGUGGUGGAGCUGCCUAAGACUGAGGAAGGACUUGGCUUCAAUAUAAUGGGAGGGAAGGAACAGAACUCUCCUAUUUACAUCUCACGCAUCAUUCCUGGGGGAAUCGCCGACCGCCACGGGGGCCUCAAGAGAGGCGACCAGCUUCUUUCUGUCAAUGGGGUGAGUGUGGAGGGGGAGCACCAUGAGAAAGCUGUGGAGCUUCUCAAAGCUGCCCAGGGCACUGUGAAGCUGGUGGUCAGGUACACUCCUAAAGUCCUUGAAGAAAUGGAGUCCCGCUUUGAGAAGAUGAGGUCUGCAAAGCGCCGGCAACAGAACAGCUAUCCCCAAUAGUGUUUUUUCAUCACUGGCACGCAAUUCCCUCAUCUUUCACCCUCUUCCAGCCAUCUGUCCCAGUCACAAUUUUAACCUUCUUCUAAAACUUAGCACACUAAGUUUUUAGUUUGGAUCCACAUACAGUGGGGCAAAAAAGUAUUUAGUCAGCCACCAAUUGUGCAUGUUCUCCCUCUUAAAAAGAUGAGAGAGGCCUGUAAUUUUCAUCAUAGGUACACUUCAACUAUGACAGACAAAAUUAGAAAAAAAAAUCCAGAAAAUCACAUUGUAGGAUUUUUUAUGAAUUUAUUUGCAAAUUAUGGUGGAAAAUAAGUAUUUGGUCAAUAACAAAAGUUUAUCUCAAUACUUUGUUAUAUAGCCUUUGUUGGCAAUGACAGAGGUCAAAUGUUUUCUGUAAGUCUUCACAAGGUUUUCACACACUGUUGCUGGUAUUUUGGCCCAUUCCUCCACGCAGAUCUCCUCUAGAGCAGUGAUGUUUUGGGGCUAUUGCUGGGCAACACGGACUUUGAACUCCCUCCAAAGAUUUUCUAUGGGGCUGGACAUGUACUGGCUUAAGCAGGGGGACAUGUACUGGCACUGCAGGAUUUGAGUCCCUGGUGGCGUAGUGUGUUGCUGAUGGUAGGCUUUGUUACUUUGGUCCCAGCUCUCUGCAGGUCAUUCACUAGGUAUGUCUUCCAUUCCCUAAUAAUUGCUCCCACAGUUGAUUUCUUCAAACCAAGCUGCUUACCUAUUGCAGAUUCAGUCUUCCCAGCCUGGUGCAGGUCUACAAUUUUGUUUCUGGUGUCCUUAGACAGCUCUUUGGUCCUGGCCAUAGUGGAAUUUGGAGUGUGACUGUUUGAGGUUGUGGACAGGUGUCUUUUAUACUGAUAACAAGUUCAAACAGGUGCCAUUAAUACAGGUAACGAGUGGAGGACAGAGGAACCUGUUAAAGAAGAAGUUACAGGUCUGUGAGACCCAGAACUCUUGCUUGUUUGUAGGUGACCAAAUACUUAUUUUCCACCAUAAUUUGCAAAUAAAUUCAUUCAAAAUCCUACAAUGUGAUUUGAUGGAUAUUUUUUUUUCUCAUUUUGUCUGUCAUCGUUGAAGUGUACCUAUGAUGAAAAUUACAGGCCUCUCUCAUCUUUUUAAGUGGGAGGACAUGCACAAUUGGUGGCUGACUAAAUACUUUUUUGCCCCACUAUAUAUUAUAUUUCUACCUUUUCUACACCCUACCCCUGCGACUUCUGACACCACGACUCAAGACAAACACUAGAUUUAUCAUAUUUCUACAAGUAGUUGGUCAUUCACGCUUUACAUGUGCAUUACAUUUUGGGCUGACAUAUUGGAUGCCUUUUGAGGACCUAUGAGACCCACAACAUAGGUUCAUUGAUUGAAGAGAUGGUAUUUAUUUAUUUUAGUACAGCCUUUAUAAUGUGUCUCAGGGCAAUACAAAUAUAUUUAAACUUGUACUGUCAUACUGUCAUUCAAAUUACCCUCAUUUUCAUGUGGGUAUAAAAUUAGGCUCAGAUGAUUUAACACUUCAAUGCUAGUUUACUAAGCAUUUGCAGGAAUGCAAACUUCACACCUGCUAUUUUUGAAAGUGAAAAGAACUGGUAGUAAUAGAAUACAUUUGGGAUAUAAGAGGUAUAGAAUAUAUAAAUUCUCAAAGGAAUUGUGUGUGAAUUUAUAUAGAGAUGUUGUGUUUACCAGUAUAUGAAGGCUAAAUGGAGACGUUAUGUUUCACCAUGGUCUCUUUCUUGUUUUUUUCCCCUCCUGAAAAUAACAGGUGUGAACGUUUUGGUAGAUCUGUGUUUAGUAUUCUAAUCUUAAAUUGUUAAGGAAUUAAAUAAUACAUUCUCUGAAUUUAUUUUUAACCUUGUGCUGAUGUUUUUACUGUCUUACAAGCUUUAAAAAAAGAUUUUGCUGUCUCGUAAAAUAUUCAGCAACUUCUAGCUUUUGCAUCCCAUGAAUCAUUUAGAGCCUUCACAUGUGUAGGUUUUUAGUGGGCUGGGAGAAGGCUUACUAAGCACAGCAUCUGUCUAUUAAAAUUCAGAUAACCGUUUUCCCUUAUGACAGUAAGGGGGGACAGUAUACAAUUUUGAGACCUGAGGCAAACCUGACAUUUUAAAUAUUUAAAAAGAGCAAUAAGUCAGAACCUUUCGAAACCACAGGGGUAUUUCAUGAACAGGGUCAGUGGAUUUUGAGAUUCCCCAAGAAAGCUGCAUUCCCAUAGCCAUUUUUUUUUCAUUUCUUUGAGUUAUUUUGCUCUAUUCACACAUCAACAGUGUGGCCAACUCAUUCAAAGUGGGUUUACAGUAGGUCAGCCAACUUGUCUCAGCGACGACACAAAUGCCAUUGUUAUCCAACACAAACUGAUGUUUCCAAAAAGCAUAAACGAGAAAAAGACAAUUGCACUACCACCAGCAUGGUUGUUUGAAAUAGGGUGCUACCUGUUAUCUUUCAAUGCGGGUAAACCCUUUAUUGAAUGGCAUUCAUCAAAAAUGAAUGUUAUCUACUGGUAUGUGAAACCCACCUUCAUUAAUACAGUUCAAAAUAAAGACCAAUAACGUUGCUAUGCUGUUGCUAAGCUGUGGUUGAGUUAACAAAGCCAUAUUUUGGGUUGCUGACUUACAGGUUUGAAUGAUUACUUGUUGACCUAUAAAAUUAGGUACAUGUCCCAUUUGGGUGAACUAUCCCUUUAAGAUGUUAACUUAAUUUGGCAUCACUGAUUUCAAUUCCAGAUAUGUUAUUUUUCACCCGAAUAGUAUAGUUUAUUUUAAUUUUAUGGUCACUCGUGAAUGUACUGUAUAAUUCCAGUUAUAUUGAUAAAAUAGAUUUAACGUUUUUGCUGAAUUUAAUAAAAUGUAUUCAUCUAAAUCAUGAAACAUUUUGUAUUUCAUUCACAAGUUUUCUUCACUUCAUAAAGAAAAUAUUCUAUGUUCUAUUCAUACUUUUAAACAGAUGUGUAAAAUAAACAAAGGCUUAACAGAUUUGGCACCCCAUAGCAAGUUGGUUACAUGUCGGCUUGCCCCUCAGUAUGAUUACUGAAAUGUCCUUGUGACUGACAUUAAUGGUUUCAACAGAAUGUUCAGGACAGUUACCAUGCCAAUUCCUAGAGCUUUGUGAAACACCCCUCAGGUUUCUACCCUCUUAUAUUUUGGAAGGGUCAAUAAAAUAUUUUUCUAAGUGUUUUCUUUUGAUAUUUUUAUUUUUUACAAGGGAUUUUCAUGAGAGAGAAAAAUCCUGAAAUGAUUUGUAUUCCUUUUCUGACUGUUAUAUUCUUGUUUUGAGUACCAAGACCAAACUUGAAACUUUUAUGAGAACUAUUUGAUAUCAUGUUUAAUGUUUGCUUGUUUUGGACUGUUCGGUCUACUUACAAAAUAUGCUGCUCUCAGUUUAUUCUGUCCAUUUGUAUUGUGUCACAUUGAUGUGGAUGUAUAGAAUAUUUAGAUCAAAAUUAUUUAGAUCCAAAAACUGCACAAAAUAAACGAUACCAUGAAAAAUGU
Messenger RNA from Oncorhynchus keta (chum salmon), 4223 nucleotides. Its product is annotated as protein lin-7 homolog C. The record is from RefSeq and is a predicted model, not a curated record. Lineage: Eukaryota; Metazoa; Chordata; Actinopteri; Salmoniformes; Salmonidae. Gene Ontology annotation, cellular component: cell-cell junction; basolateral plasma membrane; MPP7-DLG1-LIN7 complex. Gene Ontology annotation, biological process: neurotransmitter secretion; maintenance of epithelial cell apical/basal polarity; protein localization to basolateral plasma membrane. Gene Ontology annotation, molecular function: L27 domain binding. The transcript has 5 exons. The coding region runs from base 133 to 738 and encodes 201 amino acids.